AUGCAUACAGCGUUAGGUUGUCUUUCCACUGGAGUGCCCACUCUUCUGGGGUUAAUUCUGCUGUGGUAUCCCUUGUUGGUUACAAGUCAGAAUGACACUGAGCCUAUUGUACUGGAAGGUAAAUGUUUAGUGGUCUGUGACUCAACACCAUCUUCAGAACCAGCAAAUAAUGCAUUGGGAAUGUCCGUGCGCUCUGGCACUGGCCGAGUGGCUUUCUCUGCCACUCGCCAAACCAACCAUGAACCCACAGACAUGAGCAAUCGUACCAUGAUCAUCUACUUUGACCAGAUCUUGGUGAAUGUGGGUGGUCAUUUUGACCAGGAGAGCAGUGUCUUCUUGGCCCCAAGGAGAGGGGUAUACAGCUUUAACUUUCAUGUAGUGAAAGCUUACAACAGACAAACCAUACAGGUGAGCUUGAUGCUUAAUGGAUGGCCAAUGAUUUCUGCCUUUGCUGGCGACCAGGAUGUAACCAGAGAAGCAGCCACUAAUGCUGGAUUGGUGAUCAUGGAAAGGAGUGACAAAGCCUACCUUAAAUUGGAGCGGGGCAAUUUGAUGGGGGGAUGGAAAUAUUCCACUUUCUCAGGCUUUCUGGUCUUCCCCCUGUAA
Molecule: messenger RNA, 606 nt
Organism: Neoarius graeffei (lesser salmon catfish)
Lineage: Eukaryota; Metazoa; Chordata; Actinopteri; Siluriformes; Ariidae
Gene: cbln12
Product: cerebellin 12
Exons: 3
Coding region: 1-606 (201 amino acids)
Cellular component (GO): synaptic cleft; glutamatergic synapse
Molecular function (GO): protein binding
Source: RefSeq, a predicted model, not a curated record